CGAGAAACCUAGCGGGAUAGCCGAUCAUCAUCGCGACACGACGCAUCUCGACGCGCAAAGAGCGAGAGACCGGAGUUCAGUAUCGCCCGGAACCCGGACCCGACCGGACUCCAGACACUAACACUCCUUGCCUCCACGGACACGCCCACCACAUCGCUAACGCACACGCAUCUGGAAUAAAACGCUUCGAAAGCCGAUUAAAAGUCGCAAGCUCGUCGCCAGACUUGCCAUUUCCGGGUGUCAACAACAUUCUUCCGGGGUUUUUCAACCGAGAGAAAAAAAGUGGGAGUGGCGGUUACCUUUUGCAUUAAAUAUGAACCGCAGCCCGGAGUUUAAUAAAGCGAUCCGGGCAAAAACGCCGAUGUAAUAAAAUUGUUACUAGUGUUCGAAUUAGUUAAUCGCAAAGUUCAAGAUGUUUGGGACGACCGUUGUUUGCCUGAUUGCGGCCCUGCAAAUAUUAGUGGAUAACUGCUUGGGACUGCGCCUCACCAACAUGACAGCCCCCGCCCUGCAAGACCCUCGCCGAGACAUGGAACUCCACUGCAGGUUCGACAUGGGGGGCGAGGAGCUCUAUGCCGUCAAAUGGUACAAAGACGACCACGAAUUCUUUCGUUACACCCCAGCUGCAGCCGUCAGUAUCACUCAGUUCCCCGUAGAUGGGGUGCAUGUUGAUAGACAAAACAGCAGGUGCAUGCCCGAAGGAUGCGAUCUCUUGCUGAAAGAGUUGUCUAGACCGCAGAGUUCAGGGGCUUAUCGAUGCGAAGUUUCGAGCGAAGCGCCAGCGUUUAGACUUGCCUCGCAGACGCAUAAUGUUACCGUUGCAGCAAUUCCCGAAGAGCGGCCCAAAAUCGAGCACCUGCAGGAGAGCUACCUCCUCGGCGACGAGCUCCGGGCCAAAUGCACUUCCGGUUAUGGCGACCCUAAACCUGCCCUGACCUGGUACGUGAACAAGCAGCCCGUUUCCGGCAAGCUCAUCCAGGAACUGAGUUCCUCUCCCACAAAGCCAUCAAACGACCGAAUCCAUCUCAAAAGCACAAUCAGCAUAUUAUCCCUCCACCUGGACAAGAAGAUCGCCCAAAACCGGGCCAGAACCCCUCUGGAAAUCACCUGCGAAUCCUCCAUCGACGGCAUAAACCAAGCAGUCGCCCCACCUUUGGCCACCACCAAAACCACCAUGGUUCUGGACCAGAACCAGAUCGUCAACAACCAGAAAUUGCACUCGCCGUACUCGGGGGGCUCCAAGGUGGCGCACAGGGUGGCUUCAGUGGUGUUGUUCGUGGUGGCGGCGCGGUGGUGUUGAUGAGUUGGUAAGGUGAGGUGGGUUUUUUGUUUAGGGACUUUCUUCAUUUUUUACGAUGUGUCUGUGUUUUUUAAUGAUGGAAAUCAUAUCACCGAUCCUCUGUAGGCACUAUUUAUGAUUAGACCAAACGUUUUUCGAUUUUAUGAUAAUAAUGUGAUACGGGACUCGAAAACACUUUGGUUUUGUUUAGCUCAAUGUUUUUUUAACGAAGUCAUGGUUGUUAUUAGACUUUUCUAUUGUUCAGGAUGGUUGUGAUGCGUUUUCACGUAGAUUUUUAUCGAAGUGUUAUGUUUAGGACCCUCUGUGUUUCAUAUCGGACGAGGGAUGUCUCAAAUUGCUGACUUGCUUCAAUCAGUUCGAGUGAAAUGUGGCUGUGGAACAAAUUUAAUUAAAACAGUUUCAAACUUGCAAACUAACAUAUUUUUUUUAAUUGUAAUCUUGUUUGUAUUCUCAAGCCUUUCAAGAAUUUGAUUAAAAAUAAAAAAACAACAAAAUAAUAUAACUUACUGUAAGUAUUGCGUUCUCGGUGCAUAUUUUGGAAAUACAGUGUCCACAUACAGGGUGGUGUAAUUAAAAAAAUAACCAUUAUUAAACAGUGAUAUUAAAUGGGCUGUGUUAUAAGGAUUUUCAAAAUUUUGACACACAAUUUGGUAAAAUGUGUUAUAACAAGAAUUAAAUUGAGAAGCAAAAACUGUAAGCUUCUCGGUUAUAUCGCGUUUUCUCCAAAUUUAAUCUUUGUUUUAGUAAAAAAACUAACUUUUUUAAGUAAAUAUUUUCAAAAUUGGCACAAUUGCAAAAAAUAAAAACGUCCACUGAUAUUUUUGUUCCUGAUUUUGAUUUACUUUUUUUGUAUAGUUCAUGAUAACUAAAUAUAAAUCUUAAAUUUUUUCGCAAAUAUUUCUAAAAUUAGCACUUUUACUCUGUAAGUAACACAACAUGAAUAAACAAAUACGAGUUAAACUACAGUUUGUUAAAAAAUGUUUGAAAUUAAGUAACUUUCUAACAGACCUAUUAAUGCUGAACAAAACAGAUUAGUUAAACAGACACUGUGGUAUUUGAUUAAUGUUUUGGUUAAAUUACCGGACAGACAAAUAAACUGUCUAUUCUAAAAAAAUUGCACUGUAGUAAUUUUAUUUUAUUUUAUUAAUCCGUGUUUUGGUAGAAAAUUUAUUUAUAAAAUAAAAAUCUAAAAUUAUUUAAAUAAAUAUUCCCAAUACUACCAACUGCAGUAUUGAAAUAUUAUAAGAGAAUAGCAAAUUUUAAUUAUGGAAUUUUGGUAAUUUUAUUAAUUAUUAUUAUUAAAACAAGGAUUGAAAUGGGAAGAUAAUAUUUAUUAAUGAUACGAGUGCGAAAACACAAGUUUAAAGAUCUAGGGCUGUUGUUGCAACGAGCGUAUGCGUGUUAUUCAAUGUAUUUUGUUGGUACAUUUUAAUUUAAAACACGUUGCUAUGGGAAGCGUGUUUUAAAAUAGUGAAAGCACCUUGCUAUUGGAAACGUGUUUUAAAAUAAUGUUUAUAAUUUAGGAUAUUAAAAAAAGGCUUAAAAGGUUUUCAACAAAAAAAUAGUUAGCUUUACAAAGUACGUAUUAAUUAAAUUAACGAACACAUUUUUUUGUUAUAUGGCUUCUUUUUUAAAAAAUCCUUUUUAAUCCUUUUAUUUUUAUAAAUAGUACACUUUGACAUUCUUUUAAAAUUCAUGACGGCACUUGUUUUUCUUUAUUAUAAAAUAAAAUUUAAUAAAUAUUUAUAUUUUUAGUGUAAUUUAAAAAUUAAUAAUCACACAGCAUUUAGCGUCUUAUUUUACCCCUAAUCUAAAGUUUUUUAUAAUUAUUAUUAAUUAAUUGAUUAAUUAAUUAAUAAGUCCAACAUUUAAAACAAAAUAGUUUUAAAUAUUGCUUUUUGCAAAAAUGUGGUUUAUUUAAAAAAAAACAAAUACAGGCUGGGGAAUUCAGACUCAUGCUGUAUGGGUAUAAUUAAAUACAAAUUUAAAACUCAAAUAUACCUACGUAAUCCUAGGGUUACAUUUUUUGACGUAUUUUUUGUACAAUAAUUUAAUUAAAUAUUUAUUAUUUUAAAAUAAAGCACUAAAAAUAAUUUUAAUCCUUAAUGAUAUCGAUCAAUUGAUAUUUUAUUAAUAAUAAUAUUUUAAUAUUAACAUUUGUUAUAGGAAAUUGGAGAAAAAUUCUGAAAGAGAAAUAAAUUAAGUAUUAAGUAGCAAAUGCUAAAUACCGUCUGAUUAUUAAAUUUUGAGAUACAACAAAAAAUAUUUUUCGCAGAAUCAACUAGUUCUUAAAUAUGUCUUAAGGCUGCACAACAAAACAAAAUUUUAAAAGAUUCAAUUUGUAUAUUAAAUGGUCGGUUAAAUGCUGUCUUAUAGUGAGGAAGAUUUUAUUUGAUUUCAAAUAAUAAAUACUUCAAAAUAAUCUAAGGAACAAGCGUUGGAGAAAAAUGGACUUUUGACUGUAAUUACGAAUCGACUGAGACUAUUAUUACAGUAUUUUUUUAAUUUGUGUUAUAUAUUGCUUUAUUUUCAAUUAACGCUUUGUUGAAAAAGUGCUUUUAGCCUUUAAUUUUUGUGAAAGUAUCUUGCAAUAACUACGUCACUAGAUUAUUUUGAUGACUCUGUUUGUAAUUUAGUAAUUCUUUGAGGAUUAAAAUGGGUAACAAAAACUUACAAAGCGUCAUUAAUUUAAUUCGCAAUUAAAUGCGUGAUUAACUGAUCACGUGACCAAAUUGAAACAGUCUGGUUGGUCCAUUCGCGUUGUUAACUUUUAACAACGCAAUUAACUUUAAUUUAGGAUUCUAUAAACCGGCUCUUAACGUUAGUUCCUCAAAUUAUAAGAGACAAUUAAACUGACGCAACUUUUAUAAUUAUUUGCUUCUUAUUAUAAUUUAUCUUUUAACUUCUGAAUUAGAAAUUGCAAAUUUGGUAAACUUUUAGAACUCUCACUCCUUUGUACGAAAUUUUUGGGUAAAAAAUAAUGGUUAAAUUAAGGAGCAUAAACUGUGAAUUGAAUAAUCAAUUUUAAUUUAUUUAAUUAAAUUAAAUCUAACUAAUUUUUUACAAUGAUAAACGCAUAGAAAUGGAACUGAUUUUUUGUUCUGUGAAAACAAUCUUUCGAUUCAAAAUUGUUAAUAACACUGUAACCAACCAAUAAAAAAAUUUGCUCUCUACUUUGACCCAAAUUUGCUAGUCUAACAAUUUCAUCGAUAUCUAAAAUGCGGGUUAAAAGUAAGGCACUCAGUUGAGGUUAUUUUUUACGUGAAAUGGUUGUUUUUAAGAAGUAAGACUUUAAAAUGAAUUGCGCUUCAUUUGAGCGAUGUGUCAACAGAAAGAUAAAUAAAUCUUUGCAAGUUGAAUGGAGUGUAAUCGCUUUCAAACUGCCAUAAAUAUCUCGAAAAUAUUUUUAUAGGUGUUGAGUUUUUGUGCGAAGAAAUAUCGGUCCGCUUUCUCCUUUCUGUUGAAUCACGGUGAGAUAAAUCAAAACCCUUUAGUCGAAAUAAAUUAUUCGGAACGUAUUUCCAGCUCAGCAAUUUGAGACAUCCUGUAUAAUUUUUUCCACAUCUCUAAGAUUACGUUUUGCGGCUCGGACUGGCCGUUUUUGUUCCCCUUCAUUACCAUAAACAUCCUUUCCACCAUCGUCGAGUUAAGCUCAGCGCCUCCCACCCCAUCCAUAUUUCCUCCCCCCAUGCCAGGCCGCAGGGCCGUAAUUUAGGUUGCUCCACAAAUCUUUGUUAAAUAAUGUGAUCCUAAAUUUCCAACGAUGUAAAUAAUAGUAGAUAUAUGUACAUACUUGAAUACCACACUUGGCAAUAAUCCUAUAAGUAUUAUGUUCAAGUAGUUACUUCAUGUAAAUGUACUGAAUAAAUCAUUUUAAUAAUGUUUGCACGACGUAAUGACCCGAAAGAAAAUUAAUAGCCCGGCCCUGGCGACGGAUUUAUCUCAUCCACAACGAAGUUUUGGCACGCGCCACAGGGCCGGACUCGUGCGAACGCUCAUUAUUUUUGCACACAUGGUGGAAUUGUACAGCACGUAUUUUACACACACACACAAUGUAAACUCUUAGGCUAAACCACUCAAUUCGAAGACGUAAACCUAAACUCAAUUAACUAAGUGUUAAGGAUAAAAACAAGAAAGCUAAUUAAGGCCAAAUACACUAAACUACCAAAAAUAAAAUCUAUUUGUGAUGAUGAUGUUUAUGAAAAUUAUUGUAUUAUAUUAAAGAUGUUAAUAUACGAGUCACGAAGA
Tribolium castaneum (red flour beetle) is the source of this 5548-nucleotide messenger RNA. RefSeq lists its product as uncharacterized. Bases 413 to 1300 code for a protein of 295 amino acids. Lineage: Eukaryota; Metazoa; Arthropoda; Insecta; Coleoptera; Tenebrionidae. The record is from RefSeq and is a predicted model, not a curated record. The transcript is spliced from 3 exons.